AUGGCGUCAUUAUUACGAGAACAAAAUGAGAAAAUCCGUAAUCUGGAGAAUAUAGUGAAAGUUCAAAAAGAGGAAAUAAAUGUGUUAACAGAUGAAUUUAGUAUUGUCAAAAUUCAGAAUCGUGAAAAUGAGCAUGAAAUUGUAAAAAUGAAAGAAACAAUAUCGAAACUCUUGCAAAAAUGUAACGAUCAGAAUGGAGGUCUUAAUGCGGAUACUAAUGAAGGGAAAGACGAUAACAUGGCGAUUGUCGAAAGAAAGAAUAACGGUAAGAGACUUUUAGAAGGAAGCAUAACACCGACUCCUACUCCCACUCGUCCUACAGCUUUUUAUGCCCACAUGAGUCACAAUGAAGUCAAUGCUGGUAAACAUCGUACUUUGAUAUUUGAUGUCAUAAAGACAAAUAUCAACAACGAUUACAGUCCAUAUUCCGGAAUUUUCACAGUGCCAGCCGAUGGUGUGUAUGUAUUUACGUUGAGUUUGAGAAUAGAGACUGGUACGACUGGUGCAUUUGAAAUCGUUAAAAAUAAUGAUGUCCAAGGUUCUGCAAUAGGGGUCAUCAAUUCUGACAGUGGACAUGACAUUCAAUUACAAGUUUCCGAGACAAUCGUCAUUUCUGCUACCAAAGGCGACAACGUUUUCGUAAGAACGCAUUCUCAAUAUGGUCAUACCGGUUAUAUACUUGCCGAUGGUAAUGGCAGAUCGAUGUUUGCUGGUUGGUCAAUUUUGAAUUAA
Molecule: messenger RNA, 732 nt
Organism: Mytilus trossulus (common blue mussel)
Lineage: Eukaryota; Metazoa; Mollusca; Bivalvia; Mytilida; Mytilidae
Product: complement C1q-like protein 3
Exons: 2
Coding region: 1-732 (243 amino acids)
Molecular function (GO): protein binding
Source: RefSeq, a predicted model, not a curated record